AUGCCAGCAGUACAGUAUUCAGAGCCAGCGAACGCUGGUGGGCUGUCUUAUGAGCCCGGCUCAGAAGAGAGGAAACUUUUGAAAGCUGCCCUUGCAGAAAUGGAAAGCACCGUCUCCGAGAUCCCGAGUAUUAUCAACGGCGAACGUAUCCACACUGGCCAUAAGAGCAAACAGGACAACCCCUGGGACCGAUAUGGCGCCCCCUUAGCAGAGUACCAUGAAGUGGAUUCAGAGACCAUCAAGGCGAAGGCCAUUCCAGGCGCCCUGCAGGCGAGAAAGCAUUGGGCCAACAUGUCAUUCAAGGACCGUUCCGCCAUCUACAAGAAGGCUGCAAAACUUGUCGAGUCACCCAAAUACCGGUGGAGGUUGAUCGCGGCAUCCAUGAUCGGCCAAGGAAAAACGUGUGGGCAGGCAGAGGGCGACUGUAUCGCGGAAGUCAUUGAUACUCUGAAUUUCCACGUCUAUUUUUGCGCCCAGCUUUAUGACCAGCAACCCCCCAAGCAAUUUGAAUCGUCAACGAGCCGGCUUGACUACCGAGCCCUAGAAGGCUUUGUGCUUGCUAUUUCGCCUUUCAACUUUACCGCGUUGGGAGCACACAUUGCUUUCACACCCGCUCUGUUAGGAAAUGUCAUCCUUUGGAAGCCCUCGCCUAUGGCCGUCUUGUCGAACUACAUACUCUACCAAAUUAUGGAGGAAGCUGGUAUGCCAAAGGGCGUUAUCCAGUUUUUACCCAUGGAGGAUCCGACUAAAGUCGUUGAGCCAGCUGUUACCAGCCCUCAUUUCGCCGGUCUGCAUUAUACCGGGUCUUCAGCUGUCUUGCGAGCACUCUGUACUCAGAUCGGUACGAAUACAAACAUUUACAAGAAUUUCCCACGGAUUGUUGGGGAAAGUGGCGGCAAGAACUUCCAUCUUAUACAUAACUCCUGCAAGGAUGACGUUGACUGGUUGGCGUCCGCGGCAGUUCGUUCGGCGUACGAGUUCCAAGGCCAAAAGUGCAGUGCUCUAUCCCGUCUGGUUGUCCCGAAAACUAUGUGGGAGCAAGGCGAUCUGAAAAAGGCGCUGGUGCGAGAAGCAUCUAAGAUGACACACGGCGAUGGUGUUAAACAGCUUCAUCACCCUCUAGGCCCAAUGAUCUCAGAGGCAGCUUUUCAGCGGUUUGAACAAUUUGUCCAGCGCGCCCAGGAAGACGGCCAUGAACUAAUCUACGGCGGCAACGCAAACGGCAAUAAGGGCUUCUUUGUUCAGCCUGCUAUUUUUGAAAUGAAACCGACUGUCAAGGGUCUGGAGUCAGACCUAAUGACCAAGGAGCUCUUUGGACCCGUCUUCGCCGUUCAGACAUACGAUGAUGCAUCACCCACUGGCUUUGAGAAUGUAUGCGAGCUUAUUGACAGCACCUCGGAGUAUGCUUUGGCAGGUUCUGUCUUCGCCCGCGAUAGGAGGGCUGUCAAAAUUGCUGAUGAGAAGCUUCGUGACUCGGUUGGGAUGUUUUGUAUCAAUGACAAGAGCACCGGCGCCAUCAUCGGCGCGCAUCCCUUUGGUGGAGCCAGGUCCAGCGGCACAAACGACAAGGCAAAUUCGAUAAAUGUUCUGCUCAGAUUCUCGAGUAUCCGUUGCGUCAAAGACUCCUAUCAUAUUACCGCGACUGUUGGAACCGAACCGUCAAAGCGGCGGGUUGAAAAUACCCUAUCUGAACACUCGUCACGACUCACAAUCCUUACCCAAGAGGAAAAUGUCCGUGCAGUGCGGGAAGCAGAUGUGGUAUUGCUGGCUGUCAAGCCUGUCAAGAGAGCAGACGUCUUUGCCGCGCCAGGGUUCAAGGAGGCUUUGCAAGGUAAAUUCGUUCUCAGUAUCAUGGCAGGUAUCACCACCAAAGCGUUGAAUAGCCUAGCCCUCGGUGAAGACUAUGCCUCAAACAGUGGAAGUGCGCUUCAAUGCGUGCGUGCAAUGCCUAAUAUGGCGGCCAAAGUCCGAGAGGCCGUGACAUUGUACACUGCUGGCCCCGGCACAACGAAGGAGAACCUCGAGAUUGCGUCUUGGGUAUUUAGUCAAGUUGGGGAGGCGCAGAGCAUCCCCGAAAGCUCUUUUGAUAUCUGUGCAGUUCUAGUUGGUUGUGCUGGCUCCCUCCUGCUCCUCGCGAUCGAUGGGCUACUGGAUGCUGCCGUUGCGGAGGGCGUGAAGAGACCUGACAUGCAAAACCUAGUGGUAAAUAGUGCGAUUGGGAUGAUGAAGCUGGUACCUGCUGGAGAUCACCCGAGUGUUCUCCGAGAGAAAAUUGCUUCUCCUGGAGGUUGCUCUAUCCGAGCUCUCCUAGAGCUGGAAAAGCUGGGUGUUCGCUCGGCGUUCACGACUGCCAUCAUGGCAGCAGCGGAGAAGUCUAAACGCAUGUCAUCGUCUUGA
Molecule: messenger RNA, 2397 nt
Organism: Aspergillus pseudotamarii
Lineage: Eukaryota; Fungi; Ascomycota; Eurotiomycetes; Eurotiales; Aspergillaceae
Product: ALDH-like protein
Exons: 3
Coding region: 1-2397 (798 amino acids)
Cellular component (GO): mitochondrial matrix
Molecular function (GO): L-glutamate gamma-semialdehyde dehydrogenase (NAD+) activity; pyrroline-5-carboxylate reductase activity
Source: RefSeq, a predicted model, not a curated record